GAGCCCCAAUGCAAGGGAGACCGGCGCUCGACGAGCGUCCCUCCCCUGCUCCGGAAGGACUUGCCCGCCUGGCCUCGGAAGUGGUCCUGGACAGAGUCCGGCCCCGAGCGAGGCCUGGUUGCCGCUCUUGGGAACGGAGCUCCGGGGAGACCACGAUCAGGCGGGCAAGGACCGGGGGCUGCCGUCUCCAGCCACCCGCAGGCGCUUGGGCCUCAUGAAGAAACAAUUACAUGGUCUUCUGAAAAAGUCAUGGGUAGCUGUUGUAGCUGUCCAGAUAAAGAAAAUGUCCCAGAUAACCAUCGAAACAAAUUCAAGGUUAUUAAUGUGGAUGAUGAUGGUAAUGAAUUGGGUUCUGGUAUAAUGGAACUUACUGACACAGAGCUAAUCUUGUAUACCCGUAAACGAGAUUCUGUCAAGUGGCAUUACCUUUGUCUGCGCCGCUAUGGUUAUGAUUCCAACCUAUUCUCUUUUGAAAGUGGUCGAAGAUGUCAAACUGGACCAGGAAUAUUUGCAUUCAAGUGUGCCCGUGCUGAAGAGUUAUUUAAUAUGUUGCAAGAGAUCAUGCAGAAUAACAGCAUAAAUGUGGUAGAAGAACCGGUAGUAGAAAGGAACCAACAUCAAACAGAGAUGGAAGUUCCACGAACUCCUCGAACACCCACCACACCUGGGUCAAUUGGUCAGAGUUUACCUAAUGGGUAUCCAAGAUAUCCCUCCUAUGGAGAUGCUUCAUCCCAUUCCUCCAGCAGACACCCCUCUGUGGGAAGUGCACGUCUUCCUUCAGUAGGUGAAGAGUCAACACAUCCUCUGCUUGUAGCAGAGGAGCAGGUCCAUACAUAUGUGAAUACCACUGGUGUACAGGAGGAAAGAAAAAACAGGCCAAGUCUGCGUACACCUCUGGAACGAAGGGUUUCUAAUGCAGAAUCAAGCAGGGCAAAGGAAGAAGAAACUUGUUCUGAGGACAGAGAGGCCCAAGUUGUACUGGAACCUGAAGGAGUCAAAUUUAUUUUGGGCCCAACACCUGUCCAGAGACAAUUAAUGGAAAAAGAAAAACUGGAAUCAUGUGGGAACAGUACCCAAGCUAGUGGGAACAGUACUGAAACUAGUGUAAGCAGCACUCAAGCUAGUGGGAGUAGUAACAGCGAAUGGGACACUGGUUAUGACAGUGACGAACGCAAAGAAGCCUCUUCUGGAAUCAAACUACCAUAUGAAAAUGUAAAUAGAUUGUCUAUCCCAAGUGCUCCAGGGCUUAGGAGAGGUCGUCUGAUAUCAUCCAGUACCUCUGAUACCCAGAAUAUUAACAAUUCAGCUCAAAGAAGAACUGCAUUGCUAAAUUAUGAAAAUCUGCCAUCUUUGCCUCCAGUUUGGGAAGCUCACAAGCUAAGUAAAGAGGAUGAUGACUGUUUAGGACCAAAGACCCCUUCCCUGAAUGGCUACCACAAUAACUUAGAUCCCAUGCACAAUUAUGUCAAUACAGAGAACGUAACAGUGCCAUCAAGUGCUCACAAAGUAGAAUAUGCAAGACGGCGGGACUGUACCCCUACAGUCUUUAAUUUUGAUAUUAGGCGACCGAGUUCAGAACACAGGCAGCUCAACUAUAUACAGGUUGAUCUGGAAGGUGGCAGUGACUCUGAUAACCCUCAGACCCCCAAAACUCCUACCACUCCUCUUCCACAGACUCCAACUAGGCGCACAGAGCUGUAUGCUGUGAUAGACAUUGAAAGAACAGCUGCUAUGUCAAGCUUGCAGAAAGCACUGCCACGAGACGAUGGUACUUCUCGGAAAACUAGACAUAACAGUACUGACUUGCCUAUGUGAGCCUGGAAACCGUUAGUUAAAUUGUUUGCACCUUUGUGAAGUUUUUUUUAAAUAACUGAGUGCUCCAUUUUGAUUUUUAAAUAUCACCUUUCAUAGAUUCAGUAGAUUUUUUUCUGAAUAUUUCAUGUGCUUGUUUAACAAAAGGGAAUUUAAGGUAGAGUAUUAAAUAACACUGCUUCGUUUUACAUUUGUAGUAACAGCUUUUGGACAGCAUUGCCAUCUUUUAUAGUGCCUAUUUUAUUAACUGAAAGAUGGAAUAACAUGCCAGUUUUUACAAACCAGCCAUACGCCUGAAGAACCUAUGGGCAUGACUUCUUAUGCCUCCUGAAACUUCCAUUAUUAGCAGAUCACUAUAGUCUUUCAUAGUGUAUCCAUAGACUCAUAUCUUCCAGUUGCAUGCCCUGUGGCAUAAAUGAGAAAUUCUCUGGUCUUUAGUUUUAAUUGAAUCAAAAAGGUACAAAUUUCUCUCGCCAGAAGACUUGGACUGAAUUACUCUGGCAGAAACCAGAAUUUCACAUGACAGGAAAGAACUGACAGCAACUGUCAUUCUCUAAAGCCCUCCAGAUAACUUGUCACAGUCCUGAAGAGUGCAACUCUUUAUAAAGCCAAGUAGUAACUUUAAAAAAAUAGUAGUGUAUAUGGUGCCAUAUCUCAGAGUGGCUGGCUUGAGAGGGAGACAAACUGAUGAAAUCAACAUUUUAAGCAUACAAGGAUCAUUUAGCACAGUUUGAACACUUCAUGAAUUAAUGACCAGAUGCACUUUAAAACCACCAACAAUAAAUGAAGCAACUAGUAUUUGGGGGACACGUUCUGUUGUAGUUUGCAUUUUAGAAAUAGUCUGUACUGCUGCUUUUUUUCUUUGUCUCUAUAAGAUUGAAAUGAACAGUGGUCAGUGUAAAGCAGGUAUCCCAUUUAGAGAAAAACUGGAUGUAUCUGGAUAAAUUCUACUUUUUGGCAAGUUGGCAUGGCUGGCAGAAAAAGAGUUUGUACAGUGCUGAAAGGAAGUUAUUUGGCCAGAAUCCAAAGGCCCACGUUCAAUGUUCUGCAUGUGCUGUGUGUGUUCUCUGUUUUCCACCCCUUUCUUCCCCUUAAAGUUACUCCUGAAGAUCAGGGUAACCUCUCAGAGUAGCCCAGCUUGUAGCGCUCAUGAUGCUGUAACCUGGCUUGAUACUAAGAAUCUGCUCAAGGGCAUGGGUGGGAGAUCUUUGGAAUUCUGUGUACACUUCCUUGAGUACUAUAAUGGAAGAAUGAUGGGACAUAAAUGUAAUCAUCAAAAUAAAUAAUAAUUCCUUGCAACUGGAAGGAAAAAACAAACAAUCCCUCGCUCCACUCCCACUUGUGCAUAAGGGGAAAAGAAAUCUGCUCAUGCCUUGCUCUCAGCCCAUGUGCUUCUGUUUGACUUGUUUUUGACCAUCUUGAGAUAAGAGCUUGUCAUUGUUGGCAUGUGAGACAUCACAACAGGAUUCCCUUUCAUCAGAAUUUGAAACCAGCCUUGUGAGGCCCACUGCAGAUUUUCAAGUAGCAACUUCAAGUUUUUCUGUACAGUUGUUCAGAUAUUAAGACAUUUGUGAUGUAGUUCACAAUUAUGUUGUAUCUAUAGUGAGAUUUUACUUUUCCUCACUUUUUGUUUGUUUGUCUGUACAGUGUUUAGAUUGAAAUUAUUAAUUUGUAUAUAGCCUUUGUUCAGAAUAUUUUAUGCGUUUCAUCUUGUUCAAUUUCCACAUUGCUUUGGAAAAGCUUUUUGAGGGCUUGUUGGUAAUGUUGCGAACAGGAAGACCUUUUUUAUUGCCUGCACAAAGAAAGACUAAUUAUCAGUAGCUGAGGUUAAACAGGGCUGUAGCACCUUAGAAAAUGGCUGGUAUAAGCUUUCAUGCCUUAGUUUGUUCCAGAGGCAAAUAAUUACAGAUCAGUGACAUAGUUUUAAGGCUGGAGUUGAACACAUCAUGUGGUGCACUGACAUGCAUUUUAUAAAUAAUAGUUCUGUUGUAUUUUGUGGGAUAGAGAUCCUGGUCCUCUUCCACCCGCAUUGGCACAUCUGACCAAGAUGCCAGUAAAAAUUUCUUGUAGUGUUGCCCUAAUGUCCUUUCUGAAGUUGGGCUGCUAGCAGUAUGUUCUAUCAUAAGAAACCUUCUUGUUGACACAGCAAGCCUCUAACACUACAUAGAAUCCCUAAAAAUAAUAUUUUUGUCAAUGGCUUAUACCUUGACUACUGCUGAAUAUUCACAAUAUACCUAGCAUCUUCUGAUCUUCCCUGGUGCUCUGUUCAAGAAUCCCUCAGUUUUAUGUUGAAGCAUGUAGGGCUGCUGGUGCAGCAUAAGAUUCCAUACAACAAAGCCAACCUGAACUUUCAAUUGUAAAGGGAGUAAUAAGUAUUGUAGAUUAUUGUGGCCCUGACCUGGAUAGCUCAGGCUAGUUCAGUCUGGAAAAGGAAGUCCAUGGUUGCUACACAGAGGCAGGUAAUAGCAAAUCACCAUAAACUUCUCUUGCUUUGCAAACAACCAUGGGUUGCCAUAAGUUGGCUGUGACUUGAUUGCAAUAAAUAAAUAAGAAAUAUUGUGAGAUACAUACCCUUGAGUACUGGAUAAAACUGUAUGCAACAGAUCCCUACCACCAUGACUAUUUUUAAGCUGUCUUCCUGCAGGAAUUGAGCAAAAACAAAAUUGGAGAGCCUCCUAGAAAAGCUGCUUUUCUAUUUCGUUUGUAAACUUCUGGCCUUUGUUUCCAUAACAAGUGACAAACCUGCAUUCUGCUUGAACUAUCUUCCUGAUCAUAUUAUAUGGAAUAUGUUCCGAUAUAUUGUCAACUAUAAUCUUUUGCAAAUAGAAAUGAUAAAAGGAAUAGUCCACUACCAAAUAUUGACAGAACAUUAAAACCCUAUCUUUCCCAUCCAUCUGUGGGGAAAGUUGUAACAAAAACUCUGAUUUUGACCAAGAAUGCAAGGGACUGCUGACAUUCAAACCAGCAGCAAAGAAAAUGGAGAACCAGUGUGGUUCAGUGGUGAAUUCUAAUCUGGAGAACCAGGUUUGAUUCCCAGCUGCUCCACAUGAGUGGUGGACUCUUAUCUGGUGAGCUGGGUUUGUUUUCAUGCUCCUCCAC
Messenger RNA from Sphaerodactylus townsendi, 4911 nucleotides. RefSeq names its product fibroblast growth factor receptor substrate 2 (gene FRS2). Gene Ontology annotation, biological process: cell surface receptor protein tyrosine kinase signaling pathway. Gene Ontology annotation, cellular component: cell-cell junction; cytoplasm. The record is from RefSeq and is a predicted model, not a curated record. Lineage: Eukaryota; Metazoa; Chordata; Lepidosauria; Squamata; Sphaerodactylidae. The transcript has 6 exons. Bases 250 to 1815 code for a protein of 521 amino acids.